UGAUGAUUCAGACUAUCAUCUUUCGGAAUGACAUUGGUUUCGGUUGGUUGUUGUCCGCUAUUCACAUUCACCGAGAAAGGCAGCAUGUACAAUUUGCACCUUGGGGCACAAUCGUGCUCUGGACGAGUGCUCGUCUAUGAGACACGUUCUGUUCUCAUUGACGAUGAUUAGACGUUUGAACGUUUAGGCCUCAGGACUAUGAGCAUCCUGUAUUAGGAUUAAUCCUCCAGAGCCUCACUAUGAUUGUAGCACGUGUAUACACUUAUAAAAUGAUGGAUCUACGAAAUGAGUCGUGAGCCCUUCAAUCUCUCCCACCAGCUUGUUUUCUUCCAGGCACCCUCAGAACUUAUGUCUGUCGAGAAAGAUGUCAACUCCGCUGAUGAGAAGGAGCCGAAGGCCGGUGACCUUCGUAAGGUCACUCCAAAGACCUAUGAAGCGGACCAAGGGGCUGCAGCACAUGACCGCAACAAAAAAGAGUCGCUCAGUGCAUAUUUCGCCAUCCUUGCCGCUGGGUUUGGUUUGAUCAGUGACGGUUACCAAAAUAAUCUGAUGACGAUGAGCAACGUUAUCUUCAAGCAACUAUACCCAAAUGACUACACAACUAAUGUGUCCACUCGGGUCUCAAAUUCCUUGCUAGUUGGUGCUGUACUUGGUCAGAUAUUUGUGGGUUUGAUUUGUGAUAGAGUGGGACGCAAAGCCGCCCUUGUCUCAACAACCCUAUUGAUUGUCAUUGGUGCUACCCUUGGUACCGCGGCCCACGGUGCCAAUGGAAGCGCCCAGGGAUUGUUUUGGUUCUUAACUAUCGCUCGAGGCAUCACGGGUGUUGGCGUUGGAGGUGAAUAUCCGGCUUCUUCCACGAGUGCUAGCGAAGCUGCAAACGAGACGACACAGACAAAUCGCGGUCCAGUAUUCAUCAUGGUCACGAACUUUGUUCUAUCCUUUGGCGGCCCCCUCGCUGUAUCGGUGUUUCUGAUUGCCUUAUCAGCUGCUGGAGAGAACCAUCUAGAGACGGUCUGGCGCGUGUGCUUUGGUAUUGGCAUAUUGCUCCCUUUGACUGUAUUCUUCUUCCGUCUUCGGAUGUUGAGCUCUAAGCUGUACCGCAAGGGUGCUAUCAAGCGUCGCGUCCCAUAUGGACUCGUAUUCAAGCGUUAUUGGCGAGAGCUGAUCGGAACUUGCGGGGCUUGGUUUCUUUACGAUUUUGUCACAUUCCCUAACGGUGUGUUCUCGGGUACCAUUAUUUCGAGCGUUAUCAACAAUGGCAACAUAAAGGCGACGGCAGAAUGGCAACUUCUUCUCGGAGUAAUUGCACUCCCCGGCGUUUUCGUGGGUGCCUAUCUCUGUAACAGACUGGGUCGAAGAAAUACGAUGAUGCUCGGCUUCUCUGGAUACCUCUUAUUUGGCCUUAUCAUUGGAGUGGCCUACAACAAGAUCACAAAAAUUAUACCAUUAUUCGUCAUUUUCUAUGGGCUUAUGCAGUCAGUUGGAAACAUGGGACCUGGUGAUAUGCUUGGUCUGACGAGCUCCGAGUCAUAUGCGACUCCAAUCCGCGGCACCUGCUACGGCCUAUCUGCUGCUAUCGGGAAGACCGGAGCAGCCGUAGGCACUCAGGCUUUCACGCCCAUACAGAACAAUCUGGGUAAACAGUGGACGUUCAUCAUUGCCGCUAUUUGUGGCGUAACCGGUGUCCUGAUCACGUAUUUCUGCGUCCCAGACAUGACUGGGGUUGACCUCGCCGACGAAGACGCUAAAUUCAUGAAAUACCUCGCUGACAAUGGUUGGGAAGGUGAGGUAGGCGAAGAUGAUGAGAAAGGGAUGCUCGCAGACCACCAUGUCGCUGAAGCCGGUUCUGCUGAAAUAUAAAGGCAUACUUGAAGUUAUCCCCGACACCCAAUUUAGCGGGAGAAGGUUCUGUAGGAAAUAAAUGUCAUGCUGUCUGUCCUUUUAUGCGUAGAAAUCACUUCCCUUAUUGGUUA
Suillus subalutaceus is the source of this 1973-nucleotide messenger RNA. Its product is annotated as major facilitator superfamily domain-containing protein. Gene Ontology annotation, cellular component: plasma membrane. Gene Ontology annotation, biological process: transmembrane transport; carboxylic acid transport. The coding region runs from base 286 to 1860 and encodes 524 amino acids. NCBI's taxonomy places the organism in Eukaryota, Fungi, Basidiomycota, Agaricomycetes, Boletales, Suillaceae. The record is from RefSeq and is a predicted model, not a curated record. The transcript is spliced from 16 exons. Gene Ontology annotation, molecular function: carboxylic acid transmembrane transporter activity.